This is a messenger RNA of Somion occarium, 2142 nucleotides long. Lineage: Eukaryota; Fungi; Basidiomycota; Agaricomycetes; Polyporales; Cerrenaceae. The record is from the annotation of a GenBank genome assembly.
UAUACCUCCUACAAAUUAGAUUCUAGAAAGGUUUUAGGACUUGCGUUAAACACUUGUUUCCGAGAUGUGCGAGCCUAAGUAUGGAGACUGAAAGCCGUGUCUGUGCCUAAUUACAAGGCAGCGCUCACGAAACGAGGCUAUGCGAACACAAUAUUCGAUUUGUAUGCAGUGUCACAGUCUCCGCCUUGUCCAUCAAGUCGCCACGCAGCCAAACAAAAGGCCGUUACAACGCAUGGUAAGCGUUCUUACUCCCAUUUCAUUUCUAUUGUACUCUGUUUUUUCUUCUUCUCCUUUACACCAUCCUCGUUCUCUGUGGGUGCCAGUACUUCUAAAGUUCUGGUGUCAACGUUCUUCAGGCUUUCUUGCUGCUCAGUGCUCUUGCCAUGAAACUCUCAUUGGCUUCCUCACUACUCGUUUACAUUACCUUUCUUUUAGAUGAUCUGUCUGCCGUCAACGCCCUUCGCCUCCAUGGUAUCAGACCACCCCCACGUUCGGGAUUGGGGAGGAGGGUCGCUAUGAGUGGUGACCUGAAGAAUAGUGGGGAUGUCAAGUACUGGACGAACGUCACCAUGGGUGGCAAGUCCGUGUCUCUACUGCUCGACACUGGAAGCUCCGACUUGACUGUCGCAGGAGAUAUACCUAACACAAAAGACACUGGAAAGACGACAGAGCUAAGCUAUGCCAUCGGUUCGGCGAAAGGUCCCAUUAAGCUAGUCGAAGUGGGGUAUGAAGGCUAUACGAUACCAGACCAAGCAUUCGUUUUGGACACCAGUGGAGUGCAAGGGGAAGACCAAGGCAUUAUCGGUCUGGGGCCCAGCUCGAACAGUAAAAUCCGCCAAGUGCUCAACAGUGCUGCGGGCAAUCCUGUAGUCGACCACAUAUUCAAACUCAAUUCCUCUACUCCCAACUUCAUUUCUAUCAUAUUGGGACGAAGUGAUGAUCCUGACGACAAAUACCCUGGAGACUUGACUAUCGGUGAAAUCAUUGAUGGGUAUGAGAACAUCACCUCGCAGCCGAAGUUGGAGGUGUUUGACGUGAAAGCGAAUGGGGGCCAGCAUUGGCAGACACUCAUUGACGCGAAGGGAAUCCUGGGCCCUGACGGACAACCUGUGAACGUCACUUCGCGUGUAAAGGGUGGCAGCAAGAACAGGCUGAAUGCUAUCUUUGAUACCGGUUUCACGAUGUCUCAGGUUCCGCAAGCUGUUGCAGAUGCUUUCUACUUGCGUGUUCCGGAUGCCAAGUUGGAGAACAUUACCGGUGUCGGGGAGAUCUACACUGUGCCAUGCAAUGCGGAGCUGAACGUUACAUUCAAGUUUGGCAAUGUCAGUAUCCCUGUUCACCCCCUGGACACCAGUUCAGACGAUCUGGGUCGAACGGAUCCGUUGGGCAAUCAGAUUUGUCUUGGGGGUUUCCAACCGAUCCAGGAUUCUGCGGAGUCAGAUACCUAUGACAUAAUUCUUGGUAUGACUUUCUUGCGUAACGUCUAUCUCCUCAUCAACUUUGGAGAUUUCGUCGACGGAAAGGAUGGCAAGACAAAUGAUCCCUACAUUCAGCUCCUCUCUAGGACUGAUUUGGCUGAAGCACACACCGACUUCGUCGUUAACCGUCUAGAUGGCGUGGACGACACCGACAAUUUUCAUCUUUUGCCUGCCAGUGUCCUGCCUGUUGUAGACCAGGAUCCAGACGACAACGAGUCACUAUCGGAGAAAAUCAAGCCAUACCUCCCAUACAUCAUCGCGGGCAGCGCCGUACUUGGCUUGCUACUGCUCAUUGGCAUCUUCUUCUGCAUUCGCAGUAGCAGACAAAAGCGCUACCGACGUCUGCAUGACCCGGCACCUGCUGGACUUCAUCAUUCGCAGGAACCACCGUUUGCGAGCUACCAACCUGCUCGGCGCUACUAACCUUGUAUCACUGUAUACUGUACUUACCUCUCCUUGCUUUUGGUUGUCGCUCUUUGGUUGAUCACGGACGCUAUCUGUUCCAUAAUCUUCACACGCAUCUAUCUACCUUGCUUACAUGAAAAGGGACUUUGUCGCAUCGUAUUUAUGCUUGAUGCUAAGUACAUUUUGUAUACAAUUAUCUGAAUACCCACCUUGGUUGUUGCAUCCGCGUCGAGACCUGGGGCCCGCUGACUGGCCGUGC